Messenger RNA from Exaiptasia diaphana, 1304 nucleotides. Its product is annotated as transmembrane prolyl 4-hydroxylase. Gene Ontology annotation, biological process: peptidyl-proline hydroxylation to 4-hydroxy-L-proline. Lineage: Eukaryota; Metazoa; Cnidaria; Anthozoa; Actiniaria; Aiptasiidae. The transcript is spliced from 9 exons. Gene Ontology annotation, cellular component: endoplasmic reticulum. The record is from RefSeq and is a predicted model, not a curated record. Gene Ontology annotation, molecular function: procollagen-proline 4-dioxygenase activity. The coding region runs from base 450 to 1304 and encodes 284 amino acids.
CUUUUAUCAUGUUUUUUUAAAUAAAUGUACGAAUAUAGUUUCAUUUUCAAAACUAACCAGCGUAAAGUAGUCGAGCCUCUGGUUGCAAUGGUCAUUGAGYAGCCAAGGCCAUUUAGACGCAAAACUAGAAAUAUUAAAAAACAUUUUAUUGACGAUAGCGCUCAAGUUUUUUGGCAAAAUAUUUAGCUAUCGCAUUUCAUUUGCAUCUCCGAGUCUUUUUUUACUGAACUAGUUGUUAAGAAAUUGAAAGCCAACAAGUUUAUUUAACUCUGAAAAUCAUUAAAGAUUAAUGCAUUCCCUGUUCGACUGUAUAUCGCGCAAGCGCACAAGUCAAAUUAUUCAAAACACCAUUGAAAUUAAACCAAACAUUUGAUCCAAUCUUAGAUUUGUUUAGAUUAUAGAAUUAGAUAUGUUUCGAGACUGGGAAAAUCCACUUUAAAGCCAUCACGAUGCACUUGUCCGUGUUCAUUUUUGUUGUGCAAUUUCUUGUUGGCUCGGUGAMAGCGAAUGGUAAGGMAACGRUCUUUGGUAAAGCUUGUGACAACGGUGUUUGUCAAAGAGAAGAAGACACAGGGCCUUGUAUUGAUGAUGGGAGGCCGAAACUAUUUCGAUGGGAGCCCAUCCGGAAAGGUUACAAGCGAACGCUGGAGCUGGARCCUGGAAAGGAGUACACAAUGACAACAAUGGCUUCAAAGCCACCUAUUUUUGAAAUUCGUAACUUUUUGAGCUCAAAAGAGUGUGAACAUCUCAAGAAGUUGGCCAUCAAGAACAAAUUCUUCAUCAGUGAGACGCACUUCGAUGAAGCUUUAAUGAAACACAAGAAAAAUGUCACAGGUCAUGCCGAAGGUGUUGCCAGUUAUCUUCUAAGCUGGGACAAAAACAUGGAUGACGAGAUCACAAAAGAUGAGAUCAUGCAUUUUGCUUUGACCUACAAGUACCUGUACAUGUCUGAAGAUGAAGUAGAAGAUAUGAUAAAGAGACUAGAUCUCGAGCAAUUUAGUGAUGGCAAAGUCACAGCCAAAGAGUUCGAAACAUUUCCAACAGCAUCAGUCGACUCRUACAUGAACUACAUCAAAGAAAACCACCCGAAGCAUAAAGAYAGAUACAGCAGUCAGACGUGGAUCGAACAUGGAAACACUAAAGAUCCUGUUGUAGUGAGAUUAACUGAAAGGAUCAUAAAACUAACGAAGCUCUCUCCGUUAAUUGUACGAGGGGGAGAACUAGUCCAGGUUGUUCGUUACGAGAAGAACGGUCAUUAUAAUGGUCACUNUCGUAGAUUCAUGUCAUUGUCAUGUGGGGGUUGA